AUGAGCAAAGUUGUUCUUUUUACCCCCGGGUCGAUAUUUCUCCUUGGAGUCGGGGGCUGGUUCAUGACUUAUGGAAUCGGAAUCAGUGAUCCCCAGCAUCUUGUUAGACUUCCUGAUUGGCCGACAAUCUCAAAUACAGGGUCAUUUCCGCCAGAAUCUUGCGUUUUCUCGCAGUUACUCAAUACAACAGCAAUUAUCGGCCUCUUCGUCACCGUCGUCUUCUUCAAAUACACUCAAGCAAUCGGCGCUGACGAUAGUCUAGCAAAAGCAACAGCGGUUCUUGGAAUCAUUCAAAUGUUCGGAGUGAUGCUGGUCGGAAAUUUUCAAUUUACGUCUAUUCGGUUUGUUCACUUUUUCGGGGCUACUCUUGCGUUUGGUUGUGGAUUGGCCUUGGCGCUUUGUAUUUCAAUAAUGAGCGCGGGGAAACUCAUGUCGCCGAAGUGGUUGGUUUGGACGAGGAUUGGGAUUACUACGAUUGCUUUUGCUUCGGGAAUCAUAAUGCUCGUGUCGGCUUUUCAACAAGGCGAUCCAGCAGAAGCCGACUACUCACGUUUCUGGGCAAAUAUGACGGAUGCCUUUGAGUGGUCUUUGGGAAUUUCACUUCUUUGCUUCUACUGCUCGCUGACGUAUGAGUUUUCAAAGAUCAAGUCGACGAAAUUUUCAAUAACGCUGGAUUCGGUAACCACGGUGAAAUCUGAAAAUGGUGAUGGGAGAAGGGAGGUGGAAUCAGAAGAGCAUCGAUUCUAG
Molecule: messenger RNA, 747 nt
Organism: Oikopleura dioica
Lineage: Eukaryota; Metazoa; Chordata; Appendicularia; Copelata; Oikopleuridae
Source: the annotation of a GenBank genome assembly